Messenger RNA from Hypoxylon trugodes, 2013 nucleotides. RefSeq names its product MFS general substrate transporter. Gene Ontology annotation, molecular function: transmembrane transporter activity. The record is from RefSeq and is a predicted model, not a curated record. Gene Ontology annotation, biological process: transmembrane transport. The transcript has 2 exons. Lineage: Eukaryota; Fungi; Ascomycota; Sordariomycetes; Xylariales; Hypoxylaceae. Bases 145 to 1647 code for a protein of 500 amino acids.
AACAAAGCAACUCAUCAUACUUGGUGCGCGCACCCUUGCCAAGCUUACGCGAUUGUUCAGCUCGCUGACCAAAACCCAAUCGUAGCAAUAUGUCGCUUCUCGGAGCCAAUCGCGUUCAAUUCGAUCCUCGCGUAUACAUACGUGAUGGUCCAGGAUCUUAACGGAGGUGACGAUACUGAUGCAUCGUUUUAUGCCGGUCUCUUGGUCUCAGCUUAUGCCGUCGCCGAAGCUUUAACCGCCAUUGGCUGGGGUGCUCUCUCCGACCGGUAUGGAAGAAAGCCGGUGGUUUUAUUCGGACUCGGUGGCGUCGCAAUAUCGAGUCUUAUCUUCGGACUUGCGACCGAGUACUGGGUUGCGUUACUGGCCAGAUUUAUUGGCGGAGCUUUGAAUGGCAAUGUUGCUGUUAUGCAAACGAUGGUAGCCGAAAUGGUCAAGAUACCAGAACAUGAACCAGUGGCUUAUGCUUCGCAACCUUUCGUUUGGACUCUAGGUGGUAUUAUCGGUUCCGCCAUGGGUGGAUUCUUAGCUCAACCAGCAAUAUUCUAUCCGUCGAUAUUUCCCGCUGAUGGUAUCUUUGGGAGAUACCCAUACCUCCUACCGAAUCUCGUGUCGGUCGUUGCCAUUAUCUUAGCUAUCAUACAGGGUAUUCUCUUCCUCGAAGAGACAAAUCCACGGGGUGGGAAAGCGACCGAUGACAGUCUUUUCGAAGAUGAUGAUACUAUUGAUGAGCGCACUCCACUACAUGGUUCUAAGAACCGGAGGUCGUCUAUCAGAAGUCACUCGAUAGCAGCGAGCGACAGGCCGGUGUUUAUUGAAGAGAGUCUUCCGGUACCGGUCGAGCAGAACUUUGAUCUGAGGAGAUCGUCAUUCGGUACCGCCCGAUCAAUCAGACUGCCACCAGCUCCCCCGAAACAAGAAGAGAAAUUUACAGGGCGGACAUUUAACUUUACCAUCAUCAUGAUAACCAUCUCGUUGGUCCUAGUUUCAUACCAUCAAAUGGCUUUCAACACACUUUUACCCACCCACCUUUUGGAUAAGCCAGCAGCAGGCCCCGGCGAGAUCGAUUUAAUUGGCGGUUUAGGAUACACAGUCCACGAUGUGGGUGUCUAUCUAUCCGUGAACGGAAUUCUCGGAUUAUUCAUCCAAGGAAUCAUUUUCCCCAUCUUUGUGGAUAAAGUCGGGGUUUGGAAGUCAUUCAUUAUUAAUGUUGUCUUCUACCCGCUCGCAUACAUGAUUAUGCCCUUCCUAUCCGUUAUACCGGAAGCCCUUGUGUCUCCUGGUAUUUACCUCUCGAUGAUCCUACAGAGCUUCUUCGGCAUCAUUGUUAUCCCGUGCGCACUCAUCUUAUUGAAAGAUGCCACACCGUCCCCACUGGUCCUCGGUAAGGUCAACGGAUUGGCUAUGUCUGCUUGCUGCUUAGCCCGUACUAUAUCGCCACCACUGGUUGGUAUCAUAUACAGUGCCGGCGGUUCCGCGGCUGCUUGGUUCAGCUGUGGUGGCGUUGCGAUUAUUGGGAUCGUGCAGCUGCUUUCGGUACCGAGGAAACAUUCCCCUAGUAUCGUGGGCGAUAAUGACAUAAAAGCGGGCAAGUCGAAGUCGGGCGCGCAGAACGAAGUAUUUCAAGAGAGCAUUGCCGUGAUGGAAUAAUCUACCCGGAAAACACCACAUUGACUGCAAAGAUACGCACAUAACCCUACCCUUAAUACUAAUAUUUUCUAGGUAUAAAGCCUGGAAUCUUGGAGGCACAACUAUCUUCCUCAUACUUAUUAUGAAAUCUCGGCGUUAGCAUAGACGGCGGGAAAUACUGCUAUAGACGAAGCGAUGAUACCACGAUCCUUAAUGCAUUAAUAGAUUGGAAUCCACUCGAGCACGUUUAGUGACUCUAAAGAAAUAAGGGCAUACAUAUGGUUCAGGUUUUAAAAAGAGGAACAGUAAAUAAUAAUGAUCUAGCAUGUUAGCAUUGAAUCUACGGUUGUUCAACACCGCCAAAUAAAAAUAAUAUUAAAAAAAAAA